GGCCAUGGAACCCAUAGCAGGGCCUGUGAUCUACCAGAAGCUCUGGUCUGAGGAGGAAGAGGGUGAGAUAUCAGAGCAGCUCGUUCCACAUCCCUCGGGGCCCCAGGACUCCUCUGGGAACAAGGCUGGCAGUCUGCCCGGGGCCUGGGCCCAGCUGGUGGCUGCCCUGCUGCUGGUGGCCAUUGGCUUCUCCCUGGCCGUGAGGCAACUCUAGAGCUGUGCCUCUCCAGGAACCUUGGGCUCUGGGGCCCCUCCAGCCAGUGGGCGCUCCCACAGGCCUGGCGUGUACCACCGCGGCAGCAUCAUCAGCCCUACAGCCACGUGCUCCCACCUGGGUCGAGAGCUGUCUGUUGCUGGGGGCAACGUCGUGGAUGCUGGACUCGGAGCAGCUCUGUGUCUGGCGGUGGUGCAUCCUCAUGCCACAGGGCUAGGCACCGUGUUCUGGGGCCUCUUCCAUAGUAGCUCCUCAGGCAACUCAACCGCCCUGACGUCAGACCCCGGCCUGGGGCUGCCCUCGGCUCUGCCUGCCCUGCAUUUGCUACACAGCUUUGGCCGCCUGCCCUCGCCACACCUGCUGGUAGGCCCCACCAUGCUGGCUCAAGAGGGCUUUCUGGUAGACGCAGCCCAGGGCACAAAGGGCCUCUGUCCCCUACUUUGCCACACUGAUGGGACUCCCCUGGGCCGAGCCACCAACCCCAAACUGGCAGCUGUGCUCCACCGGGCUGCACUUGCUCCCACCCCAGACCUUGCCAGGGACGCUCUACUGAGUCUCGGGCUGGAGGGCCCCUCAGCUAGGCCCAUGCCCACCUUGGAGCCAGCACUGCAGCUACCUGUGCCCCAGGGCAUCCUGUUCACCACCCCCAGCCCCUCAGCUGGCCUGGAACUACUGGAGGCAGCUCUACAGUCCGGGGCGCAGCCCUGCCCAGCACCCCUACAAGCUGCCGUCAGCCCCGGGAGCAGUGUCCUGGCCACCGUGGACAGCAGCGGCUCUGUGCUCCUUACCUCCUCGCUCAACAGUUCCUUCAGCUCUGGACGCCUGUCCCCAAGUGCCGGGGUUCUACUCAGCAAGCUGGUGGCCAAGUCUGCAAACAGUGCCUGGGCCUGUCCCCUCAUCCUUCUUGACAGCUCAGAUGACACGGCCGACGUGUUGGGGCUCAUGCCUUCAGGGACCCCUGCAGCUGCCAGAGUCAUGACUCACUCACUGCUCAGCCACUUGGCUGGGCCCCAAACCCAGGCCUAGCAAGGACCAACAGAGAGCCCCGGAGCUUGUGGCCAAGGGACCCUGCUUCAGGUGUCAGCCCACGCAGAGCAUGCCCAUGUCUCCAGUGUCCCCAGUGGCUGCUGCUCCUUUCAGGGGUUUUAA
This is a messenger RNA of Globicephala melas (long-finned pilot whale), 1363 nucleotides long. It is a transcript of the gene GGT6, whose product is annotated as gamma-glutamyltransferase 6. Gene Ontology annotation, cellular component: extracellular exosome. The record is from RefSeq and is a predicted model, not a curated record. Lineage: Eukaryota; Metazoa; Chordata; Mammalia; Artiodactyla; Delphinidae.